AUGGUGGAAUUAAAUGAUCUGUCUCAGUGUGAAUAUCUGAUCCACACAUACACGCCCAGCGCGGAAUCCAGCUUGGUUGGGUCGCCUCCUAGGGUCACGCAUAGACUGGGAUCGCCCAAGAAGAAGAAUAGUGAAAAUCUUCGCGACAAAAUCGAUAAGACUUCUGUCGUGAUUAGAGACGACGAAGAAAUUCUUCCAAUAAUUGUGUGUCCCAAGUUACAAGAAGUUGUGCUAGAAGGUAAUCCCAUUACAACUCAAAGGACGAAGAUCUCCAGACAAGUGGAGGAAAUUCUGAGCAGGCGUUGUGGUGUAAAUAUUCAGAUCGAAAAGCUUGGUGCGAAGGAUGCAGAAAGGCGAUUUGGCGAACGUCUGCGAAAGAAAAACAACCGAAAAGUACCCAAAAUGGAUAUUAGGUCAGAAUACAAGGUAAAGAGCAGGCUACCCUCCCUGAAAAAGUUGGAUGUGGAUGAGGCCCUACGAAAACAGAGGGAGAAAGAUAAGCAGCGAAAUUCAGCAUCGUCAAUUUCCAUCAACCGAGACAGUCAAUCUGGAGAGGAGCCAUCUGAUAAAACUUCUCCCAACACCAUCUCGGAUCUCGUCUCUACUGAAUCGCGUAGCAAACAGUAUAGCUCGGUGGUUGUCCAGCCUAACAACGGAAAAGACACCAGUGUCGACUCCUGUUUUGUGACACAACUCGAUGUCGAGGCAGAUCCUGUCGUGACGAAUGAAGAGUCGGUGGUACAGCCUGUGCCCUGCCCACUUCUGCCUGACCUGGAUACGAGCAUAGAUCUUUCUACUCUGCCAACAACAAUUCAGAACUGCCUAAAGGAACUGCGUGACCUCGUUUCGUGCGAUGAUUUGCAUCUAGCCAAAAUGUUUAAACCCCUAAAUAUGAACAAAGAGAACGAAAAGGGGGUCGCGAAGUCCGGGGUAAGUCUAUAA
This is a messenger RNA of Dibothriocephalus latus, 942 nucleotides long. Lineage: Eukaryota; Metazoa; Platyhelminthes; Cestoda; Diphyllobothriidea; Diphyllobothriidae. The record is from the annotation of a GenBank genome assembly.